Brassica napus (rape) is the source of this 815-nucleotide messenger RNA. RefSeq names its product glucan endo-1,3-beta-glucosidase 1-like. The record is from RefSeq and is a predicted model, not a curated record. Bases 347 to 721 code for a protein of 124 amino acids. The transcript is spliced from 4 exons. Lineage: Eukaryota; Viridiplantae; Streptophyta; Magnoliopsida; Brassicales; Brassicaceae.
AAUAUUUACUCAUGAAAUUAAUUAAUAAUUUAUUUUAUAAAAAAAAUAUCUUAAAACUUUAAUUUAACAAGAUAUUUGGUAAUAUCUUGUUAGAUUUUUUCUCAAUACAUUUUGUUAUAUUUUAAUUGAUUUAUUAUUAAUCAUUAAGGAGAUGAUCCAACAUGAUUUAUGUUCAGUAGAUUUCUUUGUACUUCUCUUUUGAUACAGAAGAUGAAUAGGAACUUAUAUAUAGAUAAACACACACAAGACCAAAACAGCUCGCUCUCCCAUAUAUUAAAAUUCAGAAGAAAAAGGGGGAUCUAAAGAUAUUUCAAGAAAGAAUAUUUCACUUUCUAGAAUAUAACAAAUGGCAAUCAAGAAUUCCUUUUCUCUUUUACUAUCUUCAUUGAUGGUGUUUGCUCUGAUCGCCAUACCCACAAUUUCAGGACAGCCAAGCGGAACAUGGUGUGUAGCCAAUCCCAAGAUACAAGACCAAGUGGUACAAGCAGCUCUAGGUUGGGCUUGUCAACAGAGUCAAGCAUACUGUAGCAGGAUUCAGCUUGGCCAAAAUUGCUACUCGCCUAACACUCUCAGGGACCAUGCCUCUGUUGUCUUCAAUACUUACUACCAGCAUAAUAAGGACCAAGGCGGUUCUUGUGAUUUCAAUAGGGCUGCAGUGAUCACCCACACCGACCCUAGUCAUGACACUUGCCAAUUUGAGUCUGUCCCUGAUUCUAAGUAAAGAGCAAAGACGAAAUGAAGCCAUCUUCUGCAACUAAUGAAUAAACUUAUGUACUAAUAUUGAAUACUAAAUAAAAUGCAGUGCAUUAUGAUUA